AACGGAGACAGGGUGCAGGGACAGCAGCUGAUAAGGGCCGGCUGGACGCUUUAAAGCAGGAGCGGGGCCUCCCCUCCGCUCACACAGAGCCAGCGCUAAGAUUGAGACAAACAUGCAUCUGAAAGCACUGGUCCUCGUGAUUUCCUUUGUGGCAACAGCAGGGCUCCCAGUUCCACAGAACAAUGACUCUACCAGGCCAGAGGCAUCAUGGGAUUAUUCCAGUCAAACAGCCAAUCAGGCAGCUGAUAAAACGGAGCUAACCAAGGAAGCUGAAACGUGGAAGAGCAGCCUGGAGAGCAGCGACCUCUACGGUGACCUCUACGCGCACGACGUCUCACAGAGCCAGGGCUCGCUGACGGGGGACCUGCGGCGCAAGCUGAGCCUGGAGUCGCAGCGCCUGCGCGCCCGUCUGGCGCAGGAGCUGCGCGAGCUGCGGGAGAGGCUGGCCGCCGCCUUCGCCGCCCACCCCACGGCCUCCCUCCCGCCGCAGCGGGCCCCCGCCGCCGCCGCCCGCGACCGACUCGCCCUCCCCGCCCACCGGCUCCGCGACGCGCUGGACAGCGACGCCCGCGAGCUCUGCUCCGCCCUCCGCCGCUACGCCCAGGGCCCGGAGACCGGCGGAGGCCCCGCCCCCGAGCCGGGCGCUACGCGCUACGAGGACGCCGCGCGGGGGAUGGGCCGGGCGCUGGGCGCCAGCGAGAGCGAGCUGACCGCCCGUCUGGCGGAGUUCCAGGCGGAGGCGUCCGGCGCGACGGGAGGGCAGGGGGGCGCGGCCGCGGCGCUCAAGGCAGAGGUGGAGGCGUUCGGAGCCGGGGUCCGGAGCAGGGCGGAGUCGCUGAGGGCGGGGCUGGCCGGGACACAGUCUCUGGGGGAAGGACUCUCCAAACACGUGGAGCAGUUCUGUCGCUCCUCUGAGGAGGAGAACAGGAGGUUCGCGGGCAGGAUAGAGCGGCAGCUGGAGGCGCUGGGACAGGGGGAGCGAGGGGCUUUGAGCGAGGGUCUGGGGGAGGCGCUGUUUGUCUCCCCCAGCAGCACGGGCUCCCUGGGGGAAGACUUCUCCCCAAAACUUAACGCCCUGCUCCAGGACAUUCUACAGACCCUCAGCUAACUGCCAGAGCCCUGCCGGUCUGGACCUAAGACUUACCCACAAUGCCACUGCCACAUUGAACUCGUCUGACAUCACUAACGGUAUUUUUGAGUAAUUUUAUGACUUUAACUUUAUCACCUGUUCUACAUCAGACAUUGAACCCACAGCAAAUAUGACUCAGAAGUAAACAGAUCUUUAUGAAGUCUAUGAGGCACUUAGAUCUGUCAUCAACCACCUUCUUUUCAAGCAUUUUAUGGGUACAAUAAAGCGCUCUUGUAUAGUUUUCAUUUAUCUUAACCUGGUUUGAACCUGGUUGAAAUAUGUGCAUAUAAUGCAUUUGCCAGGUCUGCUUAUCUGUUCCAAUUGAUUCCACCGAUUGGAAAUUUCCACUGUUAAAUAUCCUGUUAAAAACUAUUCAUUAAAAAUGUGAGAGUAAUCACUAUAUAUUUGGUUUAGCAAUAAUGUAAAGUCAAAAUGAUUGUAUAUACUGUAUGUGCUACAUCUCUGUGAUAUAUAUUAUUUGUUAUUAUAUGUUAUGUUUUUGUGUAUUUAAUUGAAUUUUACUUGUAGAUUGUAUUUACAGUUGCAAUAAAGUUGUUUCAAGGA
Molecule: messenger RNA, 1693 nt
Organism: Anguilla rostrata (American eel)
Lineage: Eukaryota; Metazoa; Chordata; Actinopteri; Anguilliformes; Anguillidae
Exons: 4
Coding region: 113-1108 (331 amino acids)
Source: RefSeq, a predicted model, not a curated record